CUGAUGUCACCAUGCCCGUCUCUCUUAGUGUCUGGCGUGUCAGGAUUGGCACGUAUCUCGGGAGGUAUCGUCAUGACCCGAAGAAAGAAACUGAACAAUCAAACGAAAAUGACAAUGCCAAUAGCAAUAACCCAUCUUGCAAUGGUUCUUCAAAAGAUGAAAAUAGCCAAAAUGUCAACAAGUCUUCUCAACAACCCCCGUCUUCAGACGUUGUAGACCUGAAAACCUCCCAAACCGAAUUUCCAACUAACAUCGACAAUACAAAAGUCGAUGUGUAUGGUCAGACUCUGUCGACUUUGGCUAUUCCUGGUUGUGCCGCCGUCAAUGGAUCAUCGUGUGAUAUCAAAAGCCCAGACAAAGAAUCCAAUCCUGUACCGGAUCCUUCUGACGCUAAACCUACCAACCCUUGUGACGAAGACGAGUUGGACAUGAGAUAUAUAACCAUUCCUCACGCAUCACCUGAACUUAGUAAACCAGACCAACCAGACUGCUUAUCGGAUUCAACCCCACAGUUGCAUGUAGCUACAGCCAUCACUGGUGAUCAGGAUGACAGCAAACAUGACGAGAAGGAGACAUCAAACCCUUUACCAUCAGAAACAUAUGACGAAUCUCCGCCUAGUUCUGUGAUGAAUCUACUAGGUAACGCUGAAAACGUAUCAUCUUGUACCAGGGUCGCAGAGUAUCAUGAAACACCAAUUUCUCCAGUCGUUGGACAUGCCAGAUCGCCUCUAUCGCACGGUGAUGUAAUCAAAAGGACUUACUCUUCUCAUAUGACCAACGUGCUCCUACUAAGGUCUGGUGACGUGGAGUCUAACCCGGGUCCAAAUACCAAGAAUCUAACUGAACAUGAGUUAAAUCUCCUUGCUGAUGGUAUGGAUCCAUCAGACUUCAGGAAGGUGGGGCUAGCUCUAGGAUUCACUGAGGCUCAACUAAGUCGGUUUGAGAGAGAUAACACUAGCAACAUCAUGGGAGCUACGUAUAAGAUGCUUUGCGAAUGGCUGAAGAGAGUGCGAGAUUAUGAAGCGAGGGAGAAACUAUCCAACAAGUUAAAAGACAUCAAACUGGUACAGCUUGCCGACAAUGUACUGAAAGGUCAGGUUGGUGAUCACAUACCAUCACUGACGGAAGAGGAAUUCCAGAAUGUCAUAAAAGCGGUCAAAGAAUAUUAUUUAAUUCACAACUGUCAGAUUCAAGCAGAUCCACUGAACAGUGGCGUUUUAUUCAAGUUUGAUGAGAUCUUCACCAACCUAAUAAUGAUGGAAGAAAAUAAGAGGACAACAAGUAAGGCACCGCUACUCUACGCUGACUUGCUCAAGACUAAAGUCAACGGAGUUCUUCCUAAACGUUUGCUGGUUGAAGGUGAAGGAGGUGUGGGGAAGACAACUCUUUGUGCAAAGAUUGCUUGGGACUGGAUUCAUGGAGCAGGCUACCAAAAGUUCAAACUGGUACUUCUCGUCCUUCUUCGUGACGUAAGUGAUAAGACUAUUGGAGAGAUAAUAAAGUCUUACCUCCCAGACGACAUUGAGAUUACAGCCAUGCAGCUAAACAAACAUAUCUUCUCCCACCAGAAAGACGUCUUUCUUGUUCUGGACGGCCUAGACGAGUUAGCUGGUGAUCUAAACAACCCUCACCAGAUCGCCUUGAUCAUCUUAAAUCGGCUGUUCAAGUCAGGGAGAGUGCUAAUUACAUCAAGAGGAUGGAAAUCAGAUGAGAUACGGAAGAUUAGUGAGCUUAGAAAGCUCUAUGCUUUCAUUGCGGUCGAAGGUUUUUCUGCUAAUAAUCUGUCUGCCUACAUCACUAAGUUCUUCCAUCCAGACACAACUCCGGCUGAAGAUUUGAAUCGAUUCAUAUCAAACAACGAUGUGAUCAGAGAGAACAUGGCCCCAUUCCCAAUAUACACAGUAAUGCUGUGCAUCAUGUGGAAAGACUUCGACGGCGAACGGCGAAGUGCAAUGUCCAAGUUGCAAACGUUUUCCCAACUGUUUGAUGAGAUGAUCCACUUUUUAGUAGACCAUUAUCUUUCCAAGCUCGAUACGUCUGCAAUUGAUGUUGGUGGGAAAAUGGAUAGGAAACGGAAGGACAUUCUACGUCAUCUAUCCGAUAUCGGUUGUAUUGCCUUGCAGGGGCUUCAUGACAGAAAGCUAGUGUUCACUGAACAGGAGUUCCAUAGCUUAUCGGGUUCUGUGGAUACAGGUUGCCAAGUUGGGGUACUCACUAAGCAAACGCAAAGUCCUUCUCGGAGAGAGAGAAGACACCAUUCUCAUUCUGCAGUCUCAUCUGUCCAGUUCCCUCAUAAGCUGUUUCAGGAGUAUCUUUCAGGAAUGUAUCUGGCAUCUCUCCACAAUUCAGGCAGAAGCGAGUACGACAGGUUGACGAAGGAUAUAAUCGAAAAAGCGAGUGAAUUCCGUGAGCUUCUGUACUUCAUCUCCGCCCAACAAAAGGAGGUCGGAUUGGAUAUCAUAACACGUCUCAUAGCAUCAACGACAACGCGAUCAAUGGGAUAUUGGCGUAAUGAUGAUGACUUCAUUAUUGAUGUAGCAUAUGAGAGUCAAGACCAAGCAGUGGCCAAAGCUGUGGCAGAUCAUCUAUCAACUUCAUCCAGCAAGACACUUGUGAUCGCGGAGAAGAUACCGGCGCACACAGUAGCGGGACAUAUAUUUAUCAUGAAUCAUCGUAAAGUGGCAUGUGGAAAGACUGCUUCAGAGGACCUGGCUGACUUCAUGUGGUCCUCAUCCACUCUGAGAUCAGCAUGGAUCGCUAUCUCUGCAGGCCGAGUAGAGGAUAUGCAUGAAAAUUUAUCCGAGGUGCUUGCUCAUAACGCCACUCAUUCGAAGAUUGAGAUUUUUCGCCACUUUGAUGAUCUCAGUCAACGUCCGUCUGCAUCAUGUUAUCUCGCUCAGUUCAUCUGUAAGAUGAAUAAUCUGAAGAACCUCACACUCGAUGGUUGGUAUCAUGAUGACUUCUACUCAGCACUGUCAUCGAUGGUAUCAAUUGCAAAGUCAAUAGUAAACAGGUCCUGA
Lytechinus pictus (painted urchin) is the source of this 3020-nucleotide messenger RNA. RefSeq lists its product as uncharacterized. The record is from RefSeq and is a predicted model, not a curated record. The transcript is spliced from 8 exons. NCBI's taxonomy places the organism in Eukaryota, Metazoa, Echinodermata, Echinoidea, Temnopleuroida, Toxopneustidae. Gene Ontology annotation, molecular function: protein binding. Bases 12 to 3020 code for a protein of 1002 amino acids. Gene Ontology annotation, biological process: signal transduction.